UGAUAAUAACUAUCAGUCACGUGUGUGGCUGGAUAUAACAGGGCAUACCUAGACAGCCUUUCACCAUUCACGGUCGAGGAACGCCUGGAUUCACCAUGCAAAGUGGCCAGACAUGGCGCCGUGUUAGUUCUCGUGAUUAAUUGCGAAGGAUAAGCGGAACUAUAACAACCCGCUUGGCUUGUCUACUCUCAUGAUAUAUCUCAUGGUCACCUAAUUCUCCACAAUAUUCCAUUUAUCAACGAAGUCUCCCUUUGCUACCUAAAAGAUGACAAACGUCGAUGUUCUUAUCGUUGGAGCAGGUCCAUCUGGACUUAUGCUUUCGCUGGAGCUUGCUGCUCAGAAGAUAUCGUUUCGCAUUGUCGACUCAACUUCAAUUCGAAGCGACAAAAGUCGAGCAUUAGUUCUCCAUCCCCGAACUCUCGAGCUUCUCAAUCGACAUGGAAUUGCUCAAGACUUUAUCGACCGUGGGGUACUCAAUAUGAUGGUGCGCAUCUUCGCAAACCAGAAGUUUGUUUUUGAAAACGACUUCGGUACCGUGUCAUUUCCCGACACAAUGUACCAUGGCCCUCUGAUGAUCAGCCAGGCAGACAUCGAGUCUAUUCUCGACGAAUUGUUGCUGAAGCAGGGAGUGAAAGUGGAGCGUCCCGUGACGGCAGAGGAAAUCUUGCAAGAUGAAAAUGGUGUAACUGCUAUUUUACGAAACCAAGAUGGCAGCAAAGAAAUUAUUCGUUGUAAAUAUGUGGUUGGUUGUGAUGGACCGCAUAGCGUUGUACGCAAAUCAGCAGGCUUAAAAUUCGAAGGAGCUGCAUAUCCUCAGGAUUUCAUUCUCGCAGACGUGCGAAUGAAAUGGCAAGCCAAGGAAUGUCUCCACAUUUUCAUCGGCUCUGGAUUCAUGAUGGUCUUUCCGAUGAAGAAUAAUAUCUGGCGUCUAGUAUGCUCACGGAACCCAUCAGAGACCGAUGUCGAGCCAACACUUGAAAACUUUCAACAAAGGAUCAACAAGCUUCUCCCUGAGCCUACCGAGCUAUUCGACCCGACGUGGAUGACCAGAUUCAAGCUUCAUCAUCGGAUUGCUGAUAAUUAUCGCGCUGGUCGCAUGUUUCUCGCUGGAGAUGCAGCUCAUAUCCAUUCUCCUGCUGGUGGUCAAGGAAUGAACACUGGAAUACAUGAUGCCGUCAAUUUAGGUUGGAAGCUUGCAAGUGUCAUUCGAGAUGACAGGGAUGAGACUCUACUGGAAUCCUACAACAUCGAACGACGCAGGAUCGGACAAAUCCUCCUGCAAGGCACUGACAAAAUCUUCGAAUUCAUGGCGACAACCAAUCCUGUGUAUCUCUUUUUGCGAAACUACAUCCUUCCGCUCAUAAUGCCGUGGGCUAUGAGCAUACCUGGUCGUCGAGCACUUGCGUACAGAUUCGUCUCAGAACUUGGCAUUCGUUAUCGCCAAAGUCCCAUUGUUGGACAAACAAGUACAUGGAAAGGAGCACUCAAGGGUGGAGAUAGAGCGCCUGACGGAAAGCUUCUGCGUGGGGAUACCGAGAUCACAGUCCACUCUCUCCUUGGAGCAUGCAGUCAUAGCCUCCUGCUGUUCUCAGGCAUCGGUGAGAACAGAGCUAGUGCAGAGGAUCUGAGGAAAGCCGAGUCGCCGUUGCUCAAUGACAUCAAGCGACCAAUACUGACAAGCAAAAUCACGACGUCCUCCCUGCAAAGCAAUCAGAUCUUGGAUUCUGAAGGACGAGUCCAUCAACUUUUCGGCUUCACAGCGCCUGGCUUCGUGUUGAUCCGUCCCGAUGGCCACAUCGAGUUCAUCGGAUCUAUCGCGUCUUUGGACGAGCUGAUUGUCUGGAAAGAGGAGCAGAAGCUCUGACUCAGCAGUGCUCCAUUUCGUGUCAGUCUUGCGGCGCUGCGUGCACAGAACCUGUGAUGGGUUGAACCCAUUCUGUGGCUAUGCCCCUAAAUGGGCAUAGCCGUCACGUGAGCAGACGCUCGGGCCUUGGCGCCCUCACAAAAGGAUUUCUCCGGGGAGAAUCCUUCUUUCC
Molecule: messenger RNA, 2036 nt
Organism: Mollisia scopiformis
Lineage: Eukaryota; Fungi; Ascomycota; Leotiomycetes; Helotiales; Mollisiaceae
Exons: 2
Coding region: 266-1864 (532 amino acids)
Molecular function (GO): FAD binding
Source: RefSeq, a predicted model, not a curated record